AUGCAUAUUUCAGCUACAACGAAUCCUAUACAAGUUCAAGGUUAUUUGGCUGGUAUUGAGCCUCUUAAUGGCACGAACUACUUCAAAUGGAAGUCAAACCUUGAUAUAGUCCUUGGCUACUUGGAAUAUGACAUCGCUCUAAGAGAACCUAAACCAGAAAUGCUUGUCGAUACUUCUACUAGAAAUGAAAAGAUAGAUUUCCAUAAAUGGGAGAAGGAAAACAGAAUGAGUAUAAUGAUCAUUCGAGGUGCAAUUCCUGAUGCCAUUCGAGGUGGAAUUCCAAUAAAAGAUACUGCUAAAGAGAUAAUGGAAGUUAUUCAGUCAAAAAUUAUGAGUUCAACGAAGUCUAUGAUUGGUACUCAUAUGGGUCAGCUGACUUCCGUGCGGUAUAAUGGUGAAGGUAUUGUUCGAGAUCACAUCCUCCAAAUGGAAGAUCUGGUAUACAAAUUACGGGGUCUGGAUAUGAAUCUAAAUGAUGAUUUUCUAGUACAACUUGCAGUUAAUUCACUCCCUAAGCAGUUCGAGACUUUCAAGGUCAACUAUAACACUUGUGACAGAAAAUGGAAUGCAUAUGAAUUGAUCGCUCAUUGUGUGCAAGAAGAGGAAAGGCAGCGACGUGAAACUAAAGAGUAUGCACAUUUUACUACUGCUGGUUGA
Messenger RNA from Papaver somniferum (opium poppy), 657 nucleotides. RefSeq lists its product as uncharacterized. The transcript has a single exon. The record is from RefSeq and is a predicted model, not a curated record. Bases 1 to 657 code for a protein of 218 amino acids. Lineage: Eukaryota; Viridiplantae; Streptophyta; Magnoliopsida; Ranunculales; Papaveraceae.